ACAACUUUGUUUUUUAAUCAAUGAAUUAUUUAUCUAGCUCUUGAUGGUCAUGACUGGAAAUCUGGGAAAUCUACAAGCUUCAGAACAACAACAACAACAACAACAACAACAACAACAACCUCAGUGAUGAAUUAAAGACCUUUAACCUGUUGGGUUCUCCACAUGUUCUCUUCUAUAAUGCUCAGGUUCUGUUUGCAGAGAACCCUGAGGCCAUGUGUUCGAGGAGCACAGAAACGCUGCCUCGGCACACAUAAGCACAAAGAGAAACUGGAACUGCUAAACACUCCUAAAGGAGCCAAAGACUUUAUCUACAGCCUGCAUGCUUCAGAGCGAAGCUGCUUACUGCGAGAGCUGCAGAACUUCGAGUCCAUCGCCAUCGCUCAGGAGAAACUGGAGUCGUUGCCCCCCAGCACCAAUCAGCUGAGAUACGUGCUCCUUCACAACGCUAUCCCGUUUGUCGGAUUCGGCUUCUUUGACAACGCCAUCAUGAUCGCUGCAGGAACCCAGAUUGAGCUGUCCAUCGGCGUGACCUUCGGAAUAUCAACUAUGGCAGCGGCAGCAUUGGGAAACUUGGUGUCUGACCUGGCUGGGCUUGGGCUUGCAGGUUAUGUUGAGGCCCUAGCUGCCCGCUUGGGGAUGCAGAUUCCUGAUCUUACACCCAAACAGGCUGACAUGUGGCAGACCAGGCUCAGCUCACACUUAGGGAAGGCGAUAGGCGUCACGAUCGGCUGCCUGCUCGGGAUGUUCCCACUCUUCUUCCUUAACGAUGAAGAUGAAAAUGUUUCUCAGAGUGCAGCAGUAACUCCAAUCUCACACUCCAAAUAACUUUAUUAAUACAAACCGCUGCACAACAACACCGCACAACAACACUAUUGGGAUUUUUAUUUCCUUAAGUCUACUAAUGUUCUCAUGGACAAAGUGUCAUUCAUGCUCUGUGUUCAGCAAACCAAUGAAUUGACAACAUCCUGCUGAGGAUUUGUUUCUAGAAAGUUCUGCCUUUAGUGGAACCGGAUGUCCAAGAUGGCCGACUAACACAACACUAACACUAUACUGUUCAGCUACACAGUGAAGUUUUGUUCAUUUACAGCCUCGGGCUUGUGAGAAAUAGAACCCAUGAAGGUAGGGCUGUAAAAGAAAA
Molecule: messenger RNA, 1138 nt
Organism: Tachysurus vachellii
Lineage: Eukaryota; Metazoa; Chordata; Actinopteri; Siluriformes; Bagridae
Gene: tmem65
Product: transmembrane protein 65
Exons: 8
Coding region: 163-825 (220 amino acids)
Biological process (GO): cardiac ventricle development; regulation of cardiac conduction
Cellular component (GO): mitochondrion
Source: RefSeq, a predicted model, not a curated record